Spinacia oleracea (spinach) is the source of this 5330-nucleotide messenger RNA. Its product is annotated as putative phospholipid-transporting ATPase 9. The record is from RefSeq and is a predicted model, not a curated record. The transcript has 11 exons. Gene Ontology annotation, cellular component: plasma membrane. Gene Ontology annotation, biological process: phospholipid translocation. The coding region runs from base 1324 to 4944 and encodes 1206 amino acids. Lineage: Eukaryota; Viridiplantae; Streptophyta; Magnoliopsida; Caryophyllales; Amaranthaceae. Gene Ontology annotation, molecular function: ATP hydrolysis activity; ATP binding; ATPase-coupled intramembrane lipid carrier activity.
AUCACUCCACUCUAAAAGUCUAAAGAAAAAGAAAAGACAGAAAUAAAAUUACCAGAAAUGUACAUCUAUCAUUUUAUGAAUUUUAUCUCUUUUUUUAUCAUCAAAGUAAAGAUUAGUUCUUCCCAUGUCUUUUCUUCUCAGAUUCAGCAAUAAAACAGAGGAGAGAGAACGAGGGAAAGUCAGUCCGACAGACAAAUAAAACUCAACAAAUUUCUGGGAAUAACAACAAGAAGACUCAGAGAAAACCCCUGAAAACAACAAUUAUAUUUUUCCGCACGCCAUUGAUAAGUUCAUCUAGAAUUCUUACUUUUCCUAUUUUCAUUUUUGUUAAAUUGAUUUUUCCCGCGAUUCCCAAAUCAAAUCAAUUUCAUUCAUACGCUUUUGUUGAAUUCAAUUUUAUAAAAACGAUAUUAUAUAUAUUUAAAUAUAUACUAUACUAUACUAUUCCCUUUUGGAAUAUUCUAAUUAAUUUUUUUUUUAAUUAUUAAAAGGUCUCUUAUUUCUGUAUGUGGGGUUGUUGAUGUUAGUUGGAAAUCUUGAAUUUUUUUCAAUUUACAAUUUCAGAUUUUCUGGGUUUAUUUUUAUUUUUUUUAAUUAAAAGGGGUUAAUUUAUAUAGAUCAGAAAAAUUAGGCAAUGCGUGUUAGAGUACAAAAGGGUGGAAAGUCAAAGGAAGAAGAGAUGAUCCAAGUCUUCAUUCAAAGCUGCCUUGGUCGAAGAAAGUGAGAGAGAGAGAAACAAAUUAAGUUUAAAAUGUCCUGAAAAAUGAAAAUUCAACAAAAUAUUUCCUCCUAUUUUAUCACCCUUUUUUGUUGAAUGUGCAACUUUUCUCUUCACAUUUUUCAUCCAUAAAUUAAUUUGUUCAUUUCUUAGUUCUUUUGUAAGGUAUUUAAGCUUCUGGGUAUUUCUUCAUUUUGUGAAAGAUUGCACAUUUGUAGAGAUUUCUUCCAAGGUGUAUUAAUACUAUUUUUUACUGCUUGGUACAACAACUGGAUUAAUUUAUUAUCUUCAACUUAGUUUCUUUUGUUCGUUUAUUGAAACUCAAACUCUAUUUUCGGGUUACUAUUGGAAGAAAUUAUUUUGUUAAAAGAAAAAUUACUGGGGUGUUGAGCUUUCCUUGGCCAGGAAUUUAUUGGGUUUUCAUAAAAUUUGGUAGUUAGUUGCAUUUAAUUAAUUCUUGGGUACUCUCCAUAUUCUACACUUGGAUUGGUGUUCUUGUUCAAGUUGAAAAAACAAGAAAAAAAAAAAAAAAACUUAUCUAUUUUUACAAGAUUGAGUAAAAAUUGUUGCCAAGUCAUAUUUUUUCACAAGAUUUGAGUGAGAAAAUGGUACAAAAUAGAAGAAGAAGAAGGCUGCGUUUUAGCAAGAUCUACUCAUUUCAUUGUGGGAAAUCAUCUUUACAAGAAGAUGACAUUUCACAAAUUGGAGGCCCUGGAUUCUCAAGGGUUGUAUAUUGUAAUGAGCCUAAUAGUUUUGAGUCUUCAAUCAGAGAUUACCCAGAUAAUUAUGUUAGAACAACUAAAUAUACACUUGCAACUUUUGUGCCUAAAUCUUUGUUUGAGCAAUUUAGAAGAGUUGCCAACUUCUUCUUCCUUGUUACUGGAAUCUUGGCCUUUACUCCUCUUGCUCCCUAUAGUGCUGUUAGUGCCAUUGCUCCACUGAUUUUUGUGAUUGGUGUGAGUAUGUUGAAGGAGGCUAUUGAAGAUUGGCGGCGAAAUCAACAGGAUGUGGAGGUGAAUAAGAGAAAAGUCCAAAAGCAUUGUGGAGAUGGGGAAUUUAAGCAAUCAGAAUCGAGUUAUCUCAAGGUCGGGGAUGUAGUGAAAGUUGAGAAAGAUGGGUUCUUUCCAGCUGAUAUCCUUUUGCUUUCAUCUAGUUAUGAGGAUGCAGUCUGUUAUGUGGAAACUAUGAAUCUUGAUGGGGAAACAAACUUGAAACUGAAACAAGCUCUUGAAGUUACUACAUCUUUGCAUGAAGAUUCUAGCUUCAAGGAUUUUAAAGCCACAGUUAGAUGUGAAGACCCGAAUGCCAAUUUGUAUACUUUUGUUGGAAGUAUGGAUUACGAGGAACAACAAUAUCCACUCACACCCCAACAACUUCUAUUGAGGGACUCAAAACUUCGAAAUACAGAUUACAUUUAUGGUGUUGUGGUUUUUACUGGUCAUGACACUAAGGUUAUGCAGAAUGCCACUGACCCACCCUCUAAGCGAAGCAGAGUUGAGAGGAAAAUGGAUCAAAUUAUAUACUUCCUAUUUUUCAUGUUAUUUUUGAUGUCUUUUGUUGGAUCUGUUGUUUUUGGUGUUACUACCAACCAAGACCUCAAUAAUGGCAUAAUGAAGAGGUGGUACCUCAGACCGGAUGCUAACCCGCCAAUUUACUUUGAUUCUGAGAGAGCUCCACUUUCAGCGUUUUUGCACUUCCUCACUGGUCUUAUGCUGUACAGUUACCUUAUCCCUAUCUCCUUGUAUGUGUCUAUAGAGAUAGUCAAAGUUCUUCAGAGUCGUUUCAUCAACCAAGAUAUUCUUAUGUACUAUGAAGAAGCUGACAAGCCAGCUCAUGCCCGUACCUCUAACUUAAAUGAAGAACUUGGUCAAGUCGAUACAAUACUUUCUGAUAAGACCGGCACUUUGACCUGCAAUUCUAUGGAGUUCAUCAAGUGUUCUAUAGCAGGGACAGCUUAUGGUCGUGGUAUAACAGAGGUUGAGAGGGCUAUGGCCAAAAGAAAAGGUUCACCUUUACCCAAUGUAAUGAUAAAUGGUUUACAAUCUAAUGGGAAUGUCAAUGAUCUCGAUGAAACCGAGGAGGAUUCUGCUGAGGCAAAUCCUGCUAUAAAAGGGUUCAACUUCAACGAUGAAAGGGUGAUGAAUGGCAAUUGGGUAAAUGAGCCAAAUUCACAUGUUAUUCAGAUGUUCUUUCAACUACUGGCUGUUUGCCACACGGUGAUACCAGAUGUAGAUGAAGAAACUGGCAAGAUUUCGUAUGAAGCAGAAUCACCAGAUGAGGCAGCUUUUGUUAUUGCUGCUAGAGAACUUGGCUUUGAGUUCCACAAAAGGACUCAAACCACUGUUUCGUUGCUUGAGUUGGAUCCUGUUUCUGGACAGAAAAUUGACAGGGAAUUCAAAAUCUUGAGUAUCUUGGAGUUCAAUAGUACCAGAAAAAGAAUGUCAGUGAUUGUCGAAACUGAGGAAGGGAAAAUGAUUCUACUCUGCAAGGGAGCUGACAGUGUUAUGUUUCCACGGCUAGCCAAGCAAGGUGGGGACUUUGAGGAGCAGACCAGAGACCAUGUAAAUGAAUAUGCUGAUGCAGGACUGAGGACUUUAUUACUUGCUUAUCGGGAAAUAGACAAGGAAGAAUACAUAGAGUUCAAUGAAAACUUUAAUGCUGCCAGGAAUGCUGUUAGUGCAGAUCAGGAAACACUAGUCGAGCAAGUGGCAGAGUCAAUUGAAAAAGAUUUGAUUCUUCUUGGUGCAACUGCUGUUGAGGACAAACUUCAACGUGGGGUUCCCGAAUGCAUUGACAGACUUGCACAAGCAGGAAUAAAGAUAUGGGUCUUGACUGGAGAUAAAAUGGAGACAGCUAUUAACAUAGGGUUUGCUUGUAGUUUGUUAAGACAGGGAAUGAAACAGAUAUUAAUCAAUGUGGAAACCCCAGAAAUCAAAACGUUGGAAAAAUUGGGCGACAAAGAUGCCAUCACUAAGGCAUCCAGAGAAACCGUGCUCAAGCAGAUUACUGCUGCUAAGAGCCAACUUGGCACAUCACGUACAAGUUCAGAGGCCUGUGCUUUGAUCAUUGAUGGGAAAUCUCUCGCAUAUGCUCUAGAGGAUGAUAUGAAGAACUUAUUUCUAGAGCUUGCAAUUGGCUGUGCCUCGGUUAUCUGCUGCCGCUCAUCACCAAAGCAGAAGGCAUUGGUCACAAGACUAGUGAAAAAUGGCACGAACAAAACAACAUUAGCCAUUGGUGAUGGAGCUAAUGAUGUGGGAAUGCUUCAAGAAGCUGACAUAGGGAUUGGGAUCAGUGGUGCUGAAGGAAUGCAGGCUGUCAUGUCCAGUGAUAUUGCUAUUGCUCAAUUUCGGUUUCUGGAGCGCUUGCUGCUUGUACAUGGGCAUUGGUGUUACAGAAGGAUAACCUCAAUGAUCUGCUAUUUUUUCUACAAGAAUGUUACUUUUGGAGUCACAGUCUUCCUGUUUGAGGCAUAUGCAUCAUUCUCUGGCCAACCAGCGUAUAACGACUGGUUUUUGUCACUCUUCAAUGUGUUCUUCACAUCGCUUCCUGCAAUUGCUUUGGGAGUCUUUGACCAAGACGUCUCCGCACGUUUCUGCACCAAGUUCUCUCUACUCUAUCAAGAAGGUGUUCAAAACGUGCUCUUCAGUUGGUUGCGAAUACUGAGCUGGAUGGUGAACGGAAUGAUAAGUGGUAUAAUAAUCUUCUUUUUCUGCAAGGAAGCUAUGCACAAUCAAGCUUACAGGGAUGACGGUAGACCAGUGGACUUUCAAAUAUUUGGAGCAACUAUGUACACAUGUGUUGUCUGGGUGGUAAACUGUCAGAUGGCGUUAUUCAUUUGCUACUUCACUCUAAUACAACAUAUUGUCAUCUGGGGUUCAAUAGCUCUUUGGUAUGUCUUCCUGUUGAUAUACGGCGCAAUGAGUCCCGACUUUUCAACAACAGGAUAUCAGAUUUUCGUUGAGUCACUAGCCGGAGCACCCAAAUUUUGGCUGCUGACAUUUUUUGUGGUGGUAUCAGCUUUAGUCCCCUACUUCACAUACUCCACACUUCAGAUGAGGUUUGUGCCUAUGUACCAUCAGAUGAUCCAAUGGAUAAGACUAGAGGGUCAAACUGAGGACCCUGAAUACUGUCAUAUGGUACGACAAAGAUCAAUACGGCCUCAAACUGUGGGUUACACUGCCCGUGCAGCAGCAAGAAAGAAGGAGAGACGGCAAAGUAAAAGCUGAUUGAACUGACAUUUGUUUUAGGUACGUUCAUUAGAGAAUUAUGAUUGAGAGAAGAAUUCCACAGAACCUGGAUGGAGGGCAGUUGGGUCAUCUUAAUUGUCGGCCUGAAUUUUGUUGUCGUUGUCGCCACUUCCAGGGGAUUGAUUUGUACAGAAAGGUAACUCAGAAGUUGUAUCAUAUUUGUCAUUUGUCAUUUGUCAUUUGUCAUUUGUCAUUUGUCAGAUAGGGGAGAAUUAAGGCUAGCAUAUGUACAUUCUUGCUCUUUUCUUUCCAUCGGCAAACUCCUAAUAUUCUUUUGUUAUAUCUCACUAUUGUGUAGAAUGUUGUACAGAAGCUCAGUUUUUUUAAUUUUAUACAAGUAUAUAUAGAGAAAAUUAUGCCCACUA